GAGAAGACGACGAAGAAGAAGAAGGCCAGACGCGAAUAGUACGACGACGACGAUGGUUACAUUCUACGGAUCAGAGAGCUCGAUAGCGUGCCGAAGUCGAAGCGAACGGCAAUAAAUCCAUUUUUCGUGAAGGGUCGGUCGAGGGGCGAGAGCGAGCCAGGGUCUGAUUAGCAGCCUGACUCGCCGUACAGGAUGACAGCCGGGUGUUUUGUGCCCUUAACACCCCCAUUGUUCGAGGGUGAACUGUACACCGAUAUUGGCCGAGUUCACUGGAUAUCUUUCAGUUUGGUUCCUGUUUGCACGAGAAACGACUCGUCAUUGUCCAUCGAGGCUGUUGGCAGGCAAAAGAAUUAA
Messenger RNA from Heterotrigona itama, 354 nucleotides. The record is from the annotation of a GenBank genome assembly. Lineage: Eukaryota; Metazoa; Arthropoda; Insecta; Hymenoptera; Apidae.